CGCUCUUGUACUUCACCCAAUCGCGAUUCACGCAGGCUCUACCCACUCCCGUCUCCCAGUGUUUUUUCCGGCAGAUUGGAGCGCCUCUGCCGGCUUCUGGUAGCUCCACACCUCCGGCGACUUCCCUCUCAACCUGCAAGAAUGAAACAACAUGCAAAAGCCUGAGUUUUGAAUAGAAUUAGAAAUCAUCAUAUGGAUUCACAAACCCAAAAUGCAUCACUACAACGCCUCCAAACUGUCGAAAAGAGGAUUGUUAGAGUAUUGGAACUUGCUGGUGGAGUGAUGGAAGAAUUCUCAAAUCCUAGUGGACCAAGGAAGGAAUUGGUCAACAAUCACUGCAGUGAAUUCAUGCAAUUAAUCAAGGAUAUACAAGUGACAUUAAGGGAAGAAAUCAAGAGUGCAUGCGAAUAUCGUCCAUUUGAGAAGUGUGAUUACAUUGCAAGAAUAUCAAAUGAAAUAUGCUGCCAAAAAGUCCAAUAUGUCCUUCAAAAAUUGGAUGAAAUGAGAGAAACAGUCGAUGAAUAUCAUCAUGUAGCCUGAUAUGAUAUACUGCUCCUA
Messenger RNA from Lactuca saligna, 558 nucleotides. Lineage: Eukaryota; Viridiplantae; Streptophyta; Magnoliopsida; Asterales; Asteraceae. The record is from the annotation of a GenBank genome assembly.